This is a messenger RNA of Cuscuta epithymum, 1310 nucleotides long. The record is from the annotation of a GenBank genome assembly. NCBI's taxonomy places the organism in Eukaryota, Viridiplantae, Streptophyta, Magnoliopsida, Solanales, Convolvulaceae.
AAAAGAGGCUCUCCCACAACUAGAUUUAUCAAUCCCCAGACUCAAAAUCACAAUUUCUUCUUUGUUCUUGGGGAGCUAGCGAGUUUUAUACACAGAACUUUUACAAACCUGGAUAUUGCAUUGACAUCAAGAUAUUCAUUCAUGGCAAAAGAACAUGACCAUAUUGGACCAGAUAUGCCAAUAGGGUAUAAAUUUUUGCCCACAGAUGAAGAAUUGGUGGAGCAUUACCUUAUGAAUAAGGUGUUUUUAAGGCCGAUUCCGGCUAAUAAUAUAAUUCAAGAUAUUCAUACAGAUGAGCUUUAUAGCAAAUCUCCCAAGAGUCUAGUGGAAAACCUAGCGGGCGAAAGGGAAUGGUACUUCUUCAUCCUCGAAGAUGACUACUACUAUGGGAAGGUGGUAAAAAAUCGUGUGGUGGUUGGAAGUGAAAAAGGGUUUUGGAGCUCAAUGGGAGAAGAGCCCAUCUGUAAUUCAGAAGGAGAUGUUUUGGGGUACAAGAUUCAUUUCACUUUCUUUUCGGCCGGGUCCAAGAAAACACAUUGGAGAAUGGAAAAGUAUAGGCUACCAGCAUGUCAAUACAACAACGCAGUGGAUCAAGAGCCAAUCAUCAUCAUCAUUAUCACCAUCAUCAUCCCAAGAGAGAGGUCAUGUCGAAGAAGCCCCGUCCAGCUGCCCACAGGCCUCGACGCUUUCCCAUUCAGCCGCCACUAACGUAAAGUAAAGAAUGAAGAUGAUCCGAGAGUAGUAGGUAUUAACUAUUAAGCGGAAAGAAAGGAAUGUGUAUUAGGGAAAAUUACAAGGGGCAGAGAUUAUUCCACCAGCUGUAGCCUCACCUUCAAUUGAGUUACUCUAAAUUGCCCAUAUUCAUUUAUUUUUGGGAAAAUAGCUUCAAAAUAAUAUCAACUAUCACUCAUCAAUCAAUAAUAAUACAUAUCAUAGAAAUUACUAUUUUAUACCCCAACAAUACAAAUGUAUAAUAAAAAUAAUAUGAGACCAUUUUUUAAACCUAAAGUCGAUUGUUUACUAAUCUACAAUUUGUAUCAAACUAUUAAAUAAAGCUUAUUUAAUGGGUUGGAUAGGUCAAAUGACCAAAAUUUAUCUUUUGUUAUACCUUUGGGGUAUGAAAUCGUUAUUUUUAUAAUAUGUGUUAUGAACUAUUACAAUUGAUCGACGACGAUAGUUGAUAUAGUUCAAUAAAUCGUUUUUUACAUCUCCUUGCAUGUUUUUAAUAUUGAACAACACCUUGAUGGUACAACAUCUCCCAAUUACCAAGCUUUUUAAGAAUCAAGUUCUUUAUUGUUAUUAUCUCCUCG